GUGUCCAUGUAUUAUUUUCUGGAAAUGAGUUGCAAGAAAAAAAAAAUGAAAAGCCCAAGAAGCGAGGCCCACGACGGAAACAUGGAGAGAUGGCGGAAGAAGAAAGAAGCAGUUGUUAACGACGACGAAGUCCGAUCUACGAGAAAGGAAAGGUGACGAUGGAUUCACAGAACGUGAAACAGUCUUUCCUCUACCUCACCUUCCUCCUCGCACUUCUUCACCUCACGCAUCGCAACCUCUUCCUCCGCAACGAAACGGUGCGCAUCAAGAAGAUCUCCGACCUUCCCCUACGCUUCCGUUCCGACGGUACCUUCAAGAUCCUCCAGGUGGCUGAUAUGCACUAUGGCACCGGAACCAUGACUCGCUGCAGGGACGUGUUGGCCUCUGAGUUCGAGUUUUGCUCCGAUCUUAACACAACUCGCUUUUUGAAGCGCAUCAUUCAGGCCGAGAAUCCUCAUUUCAUUGCUUUUACCGUGUGGGAAAAAUGUGUUGAUGGAUAA
Cajanus cajan (pigeon pea) is the source of this 500-nucleotide messenger RNA. NCBI's taxonomy places the organism in Eukaryota, Viridiplantae, Streptophyta, Magnoliopsida, Fabales, Fabaceae. The record is from RefSeq and is a predicted model, not a curated record.